Pedinophyceae sp. YPF-701 is the source of this 750-nucleotide messenger RNA. The record is from the annotation of a GenBank genome assembly. Lineage: Eukaryota; Viridiplantae; Chlorophyta; Pedinophyceae.
AUGGGGUUCAAGGUUCCUGACUGGGCGACCCCGCCGCAGGCGCCCGUGCACCUGGAGCCGGUGCAGGGCGGCGCACCGAUCGACCUGGGCGCGCAGGAGUACUACGUGUUCGGCCGCGACGCGGAUUCGUGCCAGGUGGUGCUGGAGGGCGCGUCGCGCCAACACGCUGCGGCGGUGCACCACCAGGACGGCCGGCUGUUCCUGAUCGACCUGGGCUCCACGAACGGCACCUUCGUGGACCACGCCCAGCUCGCCAAGCACAAGCCGCUCCAGCUGCGCGACGGCAUGAUCGUGCGCUUCGCCAAGCCAGAGCACACGUUCGUGGUACGCGGCUCCGGCGCGCACGCGGCUCGCCCAGAGGACGCGGAGCGCCGAGCCCGCAACGAGGAGCGCGCCGCGAGGGCCGGCACGGAGCCGGAAACCGUCCAAUGCCUUCACCUGUUGCUGAAGCACUCUGGGUCGAGGCGUCCAGCGAACUGGAAGGGCGAGACGAUCACGCGCAGCCUCGAGGAGGCGCGCGCGGGGGUGUUGGCGUUCCGGGAGCGCAUCGUGCAGGGGGAGUCGUUCGAGGAGCUCGCGCAGCAGCACUCGGACUGCUCGUCCGCCAAGCGCGGGGGCGACCUGGGGCCCUUCUCGCGCGGGCAGAUGCAGCGGCCCUUCGAGGACGCGUCGUUCCGGCUGGCCGUGGGGGAGAUCAGCGGGCUGGUCGAGAGCGACUCCGGCGUGCACAUCAUCAAGCGGAUCGCGUGA